Geodia barretti is the source of this 12757-nucleotide messenger RNA. Lineage: Eukaryota; Metazoa; Porifera; Demospongiae; Tetractinellida; Geodiidae. The record is from the annotation of a GenBank genome assembly.
GAGCUUUGCAACAACCAUAGCCAGCCACAAAGCGCGCAUGACAACCUUUUGCAUUCGGAAGAAGUGUUGCAGCUGAUGAAGUUGUCAAACUGUUGGUUUACUGCCCUUCAGCUGUCUGUCAACCUUCAUUCGUUCAACCAAAAGGAUCGCCAACACCCGCGACACGCCCACCUCUCCUCCUCGCGGUAGAGAUGAAGCCGAGAAGAAAGCGGUGGUCGAGCGGACUUCCACACACUCACAAAUCAAUUCUCACUCUUCUUACUCUUGCAGUAGCAGCCUUGCCAGAGGUUUUCUCGCAGUCCUCUACCGCCUACUACAGUAGAGAUGGCUAUUCAGGUUUCACUUCAGCCAAUGAAAGACUGACAGGAGCUAACGAAACGCUUUCGUUCAGGUUUCGCUACUGCAGCGGGGACGGAGUGCUGCUGCAUGCUUCCGACAGCUCCAGCCAGCGGUACCUGACGCUGGGAAUGAGCGGCGUGCGACUACUGCUGAGCCUCAGCAACGGCGCAACAUCUCAAGAGAUUGAGAUUACUGUGGAGCUGGGCGUUAGUGAAUGGCAUGAGGUUACUCUGAGAAAUAUUGGAGCCGGCAGCGAUGCACUCCAAGUCUCGGUCAAUGGAACGGUGUCAGAGCACUCAGCAAUCAGUGGAACCGAUACUUUGCUAGACCUCGGUCUGUUGGAUGGACCGCUGUACAUCGGAGGACACCCCAAUAUACUAGAAAUACAGCCACCCAGACUGAGGGCCUGGCUCGACGUAUGUCUGGAGAACUUUGCCACGUCAAACGGAACUCUAGACUUAUUCGACGGUGACAUGAGUGAGAAUGUACGGCUGGGAUGUCCUUCCCGCCACUGCCAGCCUCAGUCCAGCUUCACGCUCAGCCAGAAUGAUGCAUACCUUCAGUUCUACAUGUCUACAAUUACCACCGACUUCAUGAAAAUCUCGCUCCAGCUAAGAACCAGUGUUCCCGAUGCAAUGCUCCUGUUUACGGCUGAGGUUAACGGUUCUUUGGGGGUCGGGUACGAUUUCCUGUACCUGGGAAUCGAGGGGGGUCGCGUGGUGGUGAAAUUCAACAACUUUGGGGGUCUGAAUUUCACCACGGUGUCGGGGAGCAGCAGCGUGAGUGUCAACGACACAGAGAUUCAUGCAGUCCAGGUUCUGUUCCGGUCUCAGACCGUGGACCUUCUCGUCGAUAACCAUGACAGAGUCCUAGUGCCUGUGACCAGUGGUGUUUCCACUAUCAUACAAACACCAGAGGUGUUACUGGGCGGAGUUUUGCCAUCGUUUGCAGCUCCGCCCUCUUUGGAUUUCACUACGUUUCGCGGCUGUCUCUAUGACUUCACCUACUCCACUUCAGAAAGCAUCCCCUAUCUCAUCGUCACUCCUGACCAGUCCACAGACAGUCGGUCAAUCAUAAUGGAUGCCUGUCUUGAAGACAGGACCUGUCCAGAGACUUGCAAUGCCACAAUUGAGACGUGCUUCUUUGCCUGCAACUGUAGAGAAGGCUUUGAGUACAGUGAGAGUGAACCCAGUGUCUGCAUGGAGAUUGAUGAAUGCAUCCACAGUCCCUGCCAAAAUGGUGGCACCUGCAUCGACUUGGUGGGGGACUACGAGUGUGUGUGCACGGACGAGUUUACAGGUGAGAACUGCGAGACACAGAGUGAUUGUUACCUGGACCCUUGCCCGAACAAUCAGACCUGUUUUCCGUUUAAAUCCGGGCGCCUGUGUUCUUACUGCCAGCCUAACAUCUGCGAGAACGGAGCGACGUGUGAGGAGGGCAACGAUCGCUGCGUGUGCCCCGAAGGCUUUAGUGGGCCUACAUGUGCCACCGAUAUCGACGACUGCUUGUCACAUCCGUGCAGAAAUGGAGGAACUUGCACAGAUCUCGUGGCCGGUUUCAACUGCUCUUGCCCCACUGGUUUCCAGGGCGACCUCUGCGAGGAAAACAUUGAUGAUUGUGCAAGUAACCCCUGUCAUUUUGGUGGGACUUGCAUCGACGGAGUCAACAGCUUCGAGUGUGCCUGUUCGACGGGGUACACUGGUCCUCUGUGUCUCGGAGAUAUUCAGGAGUGUGAGGUGCACAUGCCCUGUGCCAAUGGAGGUGUGUGCAUCGAAACCGAAAUGGUAGGAGAGAUUCGCUACGAAUGUUUCUGUGCGCUGGGUUGGACGGGAGAUGACUGUGAGAUAUCGGUGGACGAUUGCUUCCCGGAUCCCUGUCGAAACGGCGGCACUUGUAUCGACGGGCACAACGACUACACCUGUAGCUGUCCCCCUGGGUACACGGGAGACACCUGCUUCCUCGAAAUCGACGAGUGUGCCUCGUCUCCAUGUCUUAACGAAGGGACCUGCCACGACAUUGUAAACGGGUUCAUCUGUGUCUGCCUCGGUGGGUUUUCGGGGGACCGAUGCGAGAUCAACGAUGCUAACUGCGAUGCUAACCCGUGUAGCGCUGAAGGGAGUGUGUCUUGCAACGAUACCGAGUCUGGGUUCUUGUGCGUGUGUCGAGCAGGCUUCACGGGUAUGACUUGUCGCGACGAAAUCAAUGAGUGCCUGUCGCAGCCCUGUCAGAAUGACGGUACUUGCACCGAUUUACUCGACGACUUCUCUUGCAGCUGUUCUGCCGGGUACACUGGUCGGCUGUGUGAAACAGAAAUCGACGAAUGCUCUCCAAACCCUUGCUUUCACGGGGGGACAUGCAUGGACCUAGUAAACGGUUACCAAUGCAUGUGUCCCGAUGGGUAUAUUGGAGAUAAUUGCGAGGCUGAGCUGCUCGAGUGUGUGAGUUCACCUUGCAAAAAUGGCGGAACUUGCACAGAGAUUACGGGUGGUUACAUGUGUUUUUGCUCGUCAGGGUACACGGGCACGAACUGCGAGGUCUUUAUCAAUGAAUGUGACUCCGCCCCCUGUCGGAAUAACGGCACAUGUACUAGUUAUCCGGGUGGCUUCAACUGCAGUUGUACACCAGGUUGGACUGGGGUGUCGUGUGACGUCAACAUUGAUGAGUGUGGGUCGACGCCGUGUGAAAACGGAGGAAUUUGCCGCGAUCUGAUUGGAGGGUACGAGUGCGAAUGUCCCGUAGGUUUCACCAACAGUACGUGUGGUACUGAAAUUGAUGAAUGUGAUCCGAUGCCUUGCCAGAAUGGGGCAACUUGUAACGACCUUGUUGGGGGUUACGAAUGCGUUUGUAUUUCAGGCUUCACUGGAGAAAACUGCAGCAGUGAAGUAGACGAGUGUGCUUCAGCACCGUGCGUGAAUGGAGGCACAUGUAACGAUCUUCUUGACGCCUUCACCUGCGACUGUGCAAUGGGAUACACUGGUACCACAUGCGAAAUAGACAUCAACGAAUGUGAUCCAAUACCCUGCCAGAAUGGAGCAACUUGCUUCGACCUUGUCGCCUCGUUCAAAUGUGUCUGCCCUGCAGGCUUCACCAACACCACAUGUGACAUUGCGAUCAACGAGUGCGAAUCGACGCCUUGUGAAAACGGAGGAAUUUGCACCAAUGAAGUUGGCUCGUUCUCUUGCCAGUGCCCCCUGCUCUACACAGGGAGUCAUGUGCGAGACUUACAUAGAUGUCUGUGGAAUGGGCGUAUGCGGUAAUGGAGCCACGUGCAUGGCAUUGGAACAGGUGUUUGAAGGAGAGUUUGAGGACACGUACGAGUGUCAGUGUCCCGCUGGAUUCACAGGAGUCAAUUGCUCCGAGGAGAUUGACAAUUGCGGCUCGAACCCCUGUAAUAACGAGGGAACCUGCGUGAACCUGGUUGAUAGCUACAUGUGUGUUUGUCCCGAGGGGCUGGUCGGCCCAGAAUGUGACUCCAUAUCCCAGCUAUCGUUUCAAGAGGAGGAAUCGUUCAUAUCCUUCUCUACCACCCAAGAAGACAGUAUUGUAAUAGACUUCCACUUCUCCACAACCAUCUCGGAUGGACUUAUACUCCACGCAACCACUGUGGAUGGUGGCAUCAUUCUACUGGAGCUGGUGUCAGGAACACUCAAAUUUACCUACUCCCCGCAGCUAGAAGAUGGGGGGACCCCUGACAACGAGUACGUUGCCUCGGGCCUAGGAACUGGAUUGACGGAUGGUGAAAAUCACGCAGUAGCUAUAAACAUCCAGCCAACUGGAGCCAGUAUAACAGUUGACUCCCUUCAAUGUGGUUCACAGUGCUUUGGAGUAGUGACCCUAGAAAUGAAUGCAACUCUCAGAGAGCUUUUGAGUUUCGGCGGAAUGCCUUCGUCCACACUCUCAUUCGUUGAAUCGACGUCUUCAUUCGUUGGUUGUAUUGAAGCCAUCGUAGUCAACUCCAACCUUCUGCUCUUUGAGGACAUCCUCGAGAGAGACUCAGUAGACCUUGGCUGUGUUGGCUGUUUGUGCCAGAACGGAGGAACGUGCAACCAACAGAACGAAACCUACACUUGUGAAUGUCCCCUGGGGUUCUACGGAUCUCAGUGCGAGACCAGAAGCCCCUGCAUCCUCGACUCUCCGUGUCAAAACAACGCCACCUGCUCCGACAUCGACGACGUCCACUUUACGUGCACCUGCACACCAGGAUAUACUGGGCCGCUGUGUGAAACUUACCUAGACCCUUGUAACACCACCAUCUGCCUCAAUGGAGGUACUUGCAACAGGAUCAACCCGCUCACGGCACAGUGCUACUGCCCUGCUGGCUAUACUGGCAUUGAUUGCGGGACCAACAUAGAUGACUGUGCUUCAGAACCCUGCAUGAACGGUGCCGAAUGCAUGGAUCUGGUUGGCAGUUUCAUGUGCAAAUGUCCACCGUGCUUCUAUGGUAAUGUAUGCCAGUCGAUGCUUGACUUUGCAACGUGCUACAACUGCAGCUGCGAGAAUGGAGGAGCUUGUCAACCUGCCACAGUAAAUCAUACUGGGAGUGGUAGCGGAGAAAUGGGCAGUGGAGGAAACAAUCUCUACCCUCCUCUCUCGCCCGUGUCUGAGGUAGUCACGGAAUGCCUAUGUCUCCCCGGAUUCACCGGAGAGUUUUGUGAAACGGACGUCGAUGACUGCUUUCCUAACCCUUGUCAGAACAGCGGUAGUUGCCUCGACGGGACAAACAACUUCACGUGUGUCUGUCUCGAAGGUUACUCUGGGGAUGAGUGUCAGUUUGAAGCCGACGCUUGCUCCCCAAACCCCUGUCUUGGUCUCUCCACAUGCGUGAACGAAGUCACCAGCUACACGUGCCUCUGCCCAGAUGGUUACGAGGGAGACACCUGUUCAAUUGAGGUCGAUGAGUGCUCCCCCAACCCCUGCUCCCAGGAGUCAACCUGUGUGGAUAUGGUGGCUGACUACCUGUGCGUUUGCUCAGCAGGAUUCACCGGAAGAAACUGCAGCUCUGAGAUUGACGAGUGUUCCAGUGAUCCCUGCAAGAACGGAGCCUCUUGUAUUGAUCUUAUUGCCGACUAUCAGUGUCUAUGCACCAAUGGAUACACAGGGGGAAACUGCACAGACGAUAUCGAUGACUGUGACUCAAAUCCAUGUGAAAAUGGCGGCACAUGCAUGGACGGGGUCGCUUCAUUCACUUGUGCUUGUCCCGAUGGCUACUCUGGAGCUUUUUGCGAGUUUGAACUCGAUCCGUGUGAAUCUCGACAAUGUACGGAAGGUAACUGCUCCAGACUUUCUCCCACUGAGGCCGUGUGUAUAUGUGAUGCUGGUUUUACUGGCGAAUUUUGCGACACUGAAAUCGAUGAAUGUAGCUCGGUUCUCUGUGAGAGUGGUGGGGAGUGUGUGGACUUAUUGGCCAACUUUACCUGCCUCUGUCCCCUCUGCUACUACGGACGAUACUGUGAGUACCAACUCGACUUUGACACCUGCUUUGGCUGCGAAGUUUGUCUGAAUAAUGCCACGUGUCUACCUCGACUCCCUCCUGGCAGUGGUUCUGGGGAAGGAAACUCGGGGAUAGGAAGUGGCGAUCUCAUGGUUCCGUUUUUACCACCUCCUCCCGACUGUGGCUGUACGACUGGCUUUUCGGGGAGAUUCUGCGAAACAAACAUUGACGACUGCACCCCAAAUCCAUGUGAAAACAAUGGCAACUGCACUGAUGGACUAGGACGGUUUACUUGCUCUUGCCCACUGGGGUACACAGGCCAUACGUGCGAUAUCGACAUCAACGACUGUACUCCUAGCUCUUGCUCCAACAAUGGUACUUGCGUCGAUCUUGUCAAUGGGUUUGAUUGCAUCUGUCCAGCCGGUUAUACCGGAGACAUUUGCCAAGAGGAUAUCGACGAAUGUCAGACUACCGAGAACCCUUGCCUCAAUGGAGGAACUUGUGUGGACGGUAUUGCAAGUUUCACCUGUCUAUGCAGCGAGGGGUACACUGGAGCCAACUGCAGCGAAGACAUUGACUUCUGCUUCUUGGAUCCUUGUCAGAACGGAGCAACAUGCGCAGACCACCUGGCCAACUUCACUUGCAGCUGUCCUCCUGAGUUCACCGGGGAAACUUGCGACGAAGACAUCGACGAAUGCGAGAUGUUUGGUAGUGCUAUCUGCCUGCAGGGAGAAUGCCGCAAUCUCAUUGGUGGUUUUGAAUGCAUCUGUGAUCCAGGAUUUACUGGUUCAGAGUGCGACGAAGACAUUGACGUAUGCUCCUUGGUGUCUUGCUUCAAUAAUGGCACCUGCUUGGAAGGAUAUGCUCUGAACUACACGUGUAUGUGCACUGAAGGCUAUACUGGAUCUCAGUGUGAGCAAGACAUCGACGACUGUGCAUCGAACCCCUGUGCAAAUGGAUCCACGUGCCUUGAUGAAAUAGCAGACUAUACUUGCCUAUGUUUGCCUGGAUACACUGGAGGAAACUGCAGUACUAACAUCGACGACUGUGCAUCGAACCCCUGUGCAAAUGGAUCCACGUGCCUUGAUGAAAUAGCCGACUAUACUUGCCUAUGUUUGCCUGGAUACACUGGAGGAAACUGCAGUACUAACAUCGACGACUGUGCAUCGAACCCCUGUUCAAAUGGAUCCACGUGCCUUGAUGAAAUAGCCGACUAUACUUGCCUAUGUUUGCCUGGAUACACUGGAGGAAACUGCAGUACUAACAUCGACGACUGUGCAUCGAACCCCUGUUCAAAUGGAUCCACGUGCCUUGAUGAAAUAGCCGACUAUACUUGCCUAUGUUUGCCUGGAUACACUGGAGGAAACUGCAGUACUAACAUCGACGACUGUGCAUCGAACCCCUGUGCAAAUGGAUCCACGUGCCUUGAUGAAAUAGCAGACUAUACUUGCCUAUGUUUGCCUGGAUACACUGGAGGAAACUGCAGUACUAACAUCGACGACUGUGCAUCGAACCCCUGUGCAAAUGGAUCCACGUGCCUUGAUGAAAUAGCAGACUAUACUUGCCUAUGUUUGCCUGGAUACACUGGAGGAAACUGCAGUACUAACAUCGACGAUUGUGCAUCGAACCCCUGUGCAAAUGGAUCCACGUGCCUUGAUGAAAUAGCAGACUAUACUUGCCUAUGUUUGCCUGGAUACACUGGAGGAAACUGCAGUACUAACAUCGACGACUGUGCAUCGAACCCCUGUGCAAAUGGAUCCACGUGCCUUGAUGAAAUAGCAGACUAUACUUGCCUAUGUUUGCCUGGAUACACUGGAGGAAACUGCAGUACUAACAUCGACGACUGUGCAUCGAACCCCUGUUCAAAUGGAUCCACGUGCCUUGAUGAAAUAGCGGACUAUACUUGCCUAUGUUUGCCUGGAUACACUGGAGGAAACUGCAGUACUAACAUCGACGACUGUGCAUCGAACCCCUGUGCAAAUGGAUCCACGUGCCUUGAUGAAAUAGCCGACUAUACUUGCCUAUGUUUGCCUGGAUACACUGGAGGAAACUGCAGUACUAACAUCGACGACUGUGCAUCGAACCCCUGUGCAAAUGGAUCCACGUGCCUUGAUGAAAUAGCGGACUAUACUUGCCUAUGUUUGCCUGGAUACACUGGAGGAAACUGCAGUACUAACAUCGACGACUGUGCAUCGAACCCCUGUGCAAAUGGAUCCACGUGCCUUGAUGAAAUAGCCGACUAUACUUGCCUAUGUUUGCCUGGAUACACUGGAGGAAACUGCAGUACUAACAUCGACGACUGUGCAUCGAACCCCUGUGCAAAUGGAUCCACGUGCCUUGAUGAAAUAGCGGACUAUACUUGCCUAUGUUUGCCUGGAUACACUGGAGGAAACUGCAGUACUAACAUCGACGAUUGUGCCCCGAAUCCCUGUCUACUGAACGGAACAUGUAUCGAUGAAGUUGCUGGUUAUAGAUGUGAGUGCCUCCCUGGAACUAGUGGGCAGAACUGCAGCGAAGACGUGGAUGAAUGCAUGGAUAUCGUGUGUCAAAACGGAGGCACUUGCGUUGAGAGUGGGAAUACGAACACAACAGAAGAGUUGCCUCCAUUGAACGAGUUCAACUGUCUCUGUCUUCCAGGGUUCAGUGGGGAGACGUGUGACGAGAACAUCCACUGUUCUUCUGACCCUUGUCUCAAUGGAGGAGAGUGCUCCACUCUACCUGGGGGGUUCAUGUGCCACUGUCCCUCCAACUGGACCGGACCACUCUGUGAGGAUGACAUCGACGAAUGUCUCACUACCCCGUGUGACAACCACGGGAACUGUACCAAUCUUCCCGGAGACUACAACUGUAUUUGUGUGGUUGGUUUCACUGGUAAGAACUGCAGUGCCUCUACCAGAUCGUGUGAUCCAAAUCCCUGUGAAAAUGGAGCAACUUGUGACAACACUCGGCCGGGAGAGAUAGUCACCUGCCACUGUGCCGAGGGCUACACUGGAGAUUUCUGUGGUACCAAUAUCAACGACUGCUCUCCCGAUCGCUGUGCCAAUGGAGGGCAGUGUACUGAUGGUGUAGCCGAGUUCUUCUGUGAAUGUGCUCCUGAUUUCACCGGAGGGACGUGUCAAGAGACAAUUGAUGACUGCGGCUCGGCACCUUGUGUGAACGGGGUGUGUGCAGACCAAGUGGCUGAUUUCAGUUGUUCGUGUAACGAUGGAUUCACGGGAAAAACUUGUGACGUCGACAUCGACGAUUGCUCACCCAAUCCUUGCAUCCAUGGCAACUGUACCGAUGCAAUAGCAUCGUUCACCUGUGCAUGUGAUCUGGGAUACACGGGUGAACUUUGUACCAUCGACAUCGACGAUUGCUCACCCAAUCCUUGCGUCCAUGGCAACUGUACCGAUGAUGCAAUAGCAUCGUUCACCUGUGCAUGUGAUCUGGGAUACACGGGUGAACUUUGUACCAUCGACAUCGACGACUGUCAACCUAAUCCUUGCGAAAACGGCGGAAAUUGCACUGACGAAGUCGGUUCGAGACCUUAUACCUGUGAAUGCACCUCUCACUUUACCGGGAGAAAUUGCACAGACGAACUCGUCUCAGAAGGCGGAACAGGUUCGACCGGUACGAUUGCAGUCGUUACCGUGGUGAUUAUCAUCAUCGUCAUGGUGAUAGGGUCGGGUUCGGCUCUGGGUGUGCAUCUCCUGCGGCGCCGCUAUCGGAAGAGGCAUCAGUCGUACAGACCCAGCAUGGUGGAGGAGAAAGCGACUGAGAACCUCGUGGACGAAGAAGAGGGCAAAGAAAGACUGAUUUGAUUACGCAGAACUAAUUGCUUCACACUAUUUCCUCACAUUUUUUACGAGUAAUUUUUCCUUAACUAAAUGCACUCUGAUGUGUCAUUUUUUGAAACCGCACAGCUAACCACCCAGAUCACAUUGUUUCCCCUGGUUAUGUGAAAAGGAUUUUGCGGGUUGGGCAAAAUAAUUUUUACGCGCUUGAAGGUAGGGGCGUGUCCGUAUAUACCCACGUGUGCAUGCAAAACAGAAAGAAGAAAGAUCGACGAUGCGUGGCCCGGCGAGAAGCGUGCCUGGGAAGGAGAAGAGGGAGGCGAGCCGGAAGCUAAGGAGGAGGCGCGAGAGAGAAGCCAAGAAGGCCAGGCGGACAGCUGCGCAGAAGAAAGGCGAAAGCGGCACUAAACGGGAAGCCGUGUCGAGCUCGAAUCGGUCGUUAGGGACGUUUCGUGGACGAGCUUCCAUCCUUCUACGCCGGGACGUUAGCGGGAGUACAGAAGGCAAGCCAGAGGCGAAGGGAGGGAGGAAAGGAAGGGAGGGAGUGAGGAAGGAGGAGGAAGAGGGGAAGGAGAGAAGGAGGAGUGGCCAGGGAGCGAGUGGGGAGAAGGGGGAGGGAGGGAGAUAUCGACGACCUCCGCGGCUGACGGCUGAGGAGAGAGAGAUGAGUCGCCUGGAGAAGAAACUGGGGAUGAAGAAGAGGAAGAGGUUGCCAAUGUCUUUCAGAGAAGAUGGAUUGGACUACCUGUUAAACCUGACUGAAGGGCUGGACAAUGAAGGUGACGGCAUUCCUGAAUCCCUGGGGGACAGGAAUGACUCAGGAUCAAGCAGUGGAGACGAGCCUUUGGAAACGGAAACCAGGUCCCACAGAGCUAAAGAACGGAGAAUGGAGCGUUCUCUCAAAAUGGAAUCAGCCACUGACGAACGAGAUCGUGGAAUGAGUCGACUCCUGUAAUUUCGUCCACUAAGAGAGCGAGAUUGGAUCAGGAGGUGGGGGAGGAAGAGAGCGACGGGGAAAGUGGGAGUUUUAGUGAGGAGGGUGCUGGAGAGGGAGAUGAGGAGGAGAAAGAGGGAGAGGAGGGGGAGGGAGAAGGUGACGGGUACAUUGACGACAGUGAAGAGUCAGGGGAAGACAGUGAGCUUAGUUCUGCUGGUGGAGAAGGAGACGAAGAGGAGGAGGAGGAGGGGGAGGAACGGGAGGGACAGGAAGAGCGAGAAAGCAAGGCUCAUUACGUACCUCCUCACAUGAGGGGAAACCCCAGGAGCUCUCGAGCUAUUGAGAAACUGCAGCGAAAUUUACAAGGUCUUGUCAACAGGUUGAGCGAGGGCAACGUGCAGUCAAUAGCAACGCAGCUGGAACGGAUGUACGCAGAGAACAGCAGAAAUGACAUGAACUCGUGUCUGACUGAGGUUAUGGUCAAGGCCUGCGUGGGACCGGCGCUCUUCUCUGAGAGAUUUGUCAUGAUCCACGUUCUGCUGGUCGCCAUUCUGCACAACAACGUCGGCAGCGAAGUCGGUGCCUACCUAGUUCAAAAGUUGGCUCAGAAGUUGGAAUCUCUCUUAUCUCAACCCCCAAACUACGGCCAGGGGAAGGAGUGCGACUGUAUUGUUCUCCUCAUGGCCAAUCUCUAUACUCUCAAGAUUGUGCACUGCGUCAUAAUCUAUGACAUCAUCCGAAAACUGUUGGAGACAUUUGCAGAGAGGGACGUUGAACUUCUGCUACUACUGCUGAAGAACACAGGGAUGGAGAUACGAAGAGACGAUGCCACUUCACUGAAGGACAUAAUUCUUCAGAUACAGUCCAAAGCAGCUGCCUCGACGGUGAAAGAAUCGUCCAGAACCCGUUUCAUGCUGGAGACCAUCACUGCACUGAAGACCAACAACUCGAGGAAGAUCCCGAACUACGACCCGUCACUUUUGGAGCACAUGAGGCGACUCAUGAGAGGCCUUCUUCACUCCAAAGGACCAGCUGAUGAGAACCAACUGAAGAUUUCUCUGAGUGACUUGUUGAAUGCCGACCAGCAAGGAAGAUGGUGGGUGGUGGGGUCUGCCUGGACAGGAAGAGAGUCAACAACUCCAGCUGCCAGCUCUUCUGCAUGCCAGAGUGUCACAGCGGAGUCCUGGGUCAUGGAAUUGGCUCGGAAUCAGAGAAUGAACACUGAAGUCAGACGAAACAUAUUCUGUGUCCUUAUGACCAGCGAGGAUUGUGUGGAUGCAUUUGAGAAGCUGCUGAGACUGGGACUGAAGGACAGGCAAGAGAGAGAGAUCGUCCAUGUCCUAGUCGACUGUUGCCUGCAGGAAAGACAGUUCAAUCCAUACUAUGCAUUUCUCGGUCAGAAAUUCUGUGAAUGCAGUCGAACACAUCAGGUUACAUUCCAGUAUUGUCUGUGGGAUCGUUUGAAAACCCUGUCGGAUAUGACGUCGUUUGCUCGUGGCAAUCUUCACCAGCUGCUAACUCACCUUGUGAUGUCGCAGGCUCUUUCCCUCUCCGUUUUGAGGGUUGUGGAGUUCACAGAGCUCAGCGAGGCAGAGGAGCUGAAGUUUUACAGGAAGUUGCUCCACACAUUGCUGGCCUGUUGCAGCCAAGACACUUGCAAAGCUAUUUUCUCACGGAUUUCGGUUCAGCCACACCUAAAGCCAUUCAGAGACAGUCUUCUGCUCUUCAUGAAGCACCACCUCUCCUCCUCCCCCUCCUCCCCCUCUUCUCUUCCUCGAACUAGUCAGAUUCUGCAGGAUAGACUCGAACUAGUUGAGCUUAUAAUGAGGACCCAACAACCAAUUAUAUGAGUAUGACAAACAUAUCAUAAAGCGUAUUGUGUUGUUUUUCUAGUGGUUGAACUGUUCCUCUGGUGUCACACCUUUCCGACACGUCCCGACUAUCCACUCGUGUUCAUCAAUAUCUGAAAAAUACCACAUAGUCACUUUAAUGACAGAACUUUAUGUCUACCUAUACAUUGACCAAAAUGUCAUUACUACGCCAAUUUUUUUUUUUCUGAGAGCAUAUUUUUCGGCUUUCACAGGAAAGCAUAUUGUGGGUGUGGGUAUCUUUGUCUGUGAAAAGAAAAUUUUUCCGCAAAAACUACCAAUCCACAGUACAUUGCAAAUUGAGGUACAUAAUAAUUAAACACUUUGCCUUUAAUGUCCCACUGAGUUGACGAUGCAAUGAAGCACGGCAAUAUAAUAGAAAGGAAGGCAUCAUAAUAACUGGUGG